Molecule: messenger RNA, 900 nt
Organism: Vicia faba (fava bean)
Lineage: Eukaryota; Viridiplantae; Streptophyta; Magnoliopsida; Fabales; Fabaceae
Source: the annotation of a GenBank genome assembly
AUGUCCGAGAACACAAAACCUCGUAAAAGACUUAUCGUCAAGCUCAGUUAUCCUCCUGGUUCUAGAAAACGUGAUUCAGAUUCUUGUGGCACAGAUGAAAACAAGAGAAGGAAGAUUCAAGAUUCUGUAAGACCAACCGUAACAUGUUAUUGGGUUGAUUCUAAUUAUCGUACAAAAACAACACCUUUGUCUCAACCAAAGGACAAUAACAUUGCUGUUGAAAACAAGAACCAAGUUUCCAACACACUUAUGUCUCAACCAAAGGAUAGUAACAUUAUUGUUGAAAACAAGGAGAUGAUCGAGAACCAAGUUUCCAACACAGUUAUGUCUCAACCAAAGGAUAGUAACAUUGCUGUUGAAAACAAGAAGAUGAUCAAGAACCAAGUUACCAACACAGUUAUGUCUCAACCAAAGGCUGUUGAAAACAAGAAGAUGAUCAAGAACCAAUUUUCAAAAACAGAAAUAGAUUUUAAUGGUCAGAAGGAAAGUUCAAGACUUUGUACGAAAACGGCCUCAGUCACAAGACCUGAAGAAUGUACCUUGAAGAAACCAAUGGAUUGUAUUAAGAGGAGGGAAUGUUGGUUGAUUUUGAAGAGGAUGUUGGUAGGUAGAGAUGGUUGGGAUUUGAAAGAUCCUCCAAUGAGAGCAAUGGUUGAUAAGUCAAAGGCAAUAGGUUUGAAGGAAAUAGAGAGAAAAAUGAGGCUGUAUGCAACACCAGGUGAGUUUGCUAGUGACAUGAGGCUUGUGUUCUCUAAUGCAAUGCUAAUGUAUCCUCCAAGGCAUCAUAUUUACCAAAUUGCCAAAAAGUUCAGUGACAAUUUUGAACAUAAAUGGAAGUCGUUGAAGGCUACUUGGAAGCUUGAGGAUAGAAAAAGAAGAAGGCUCACUAACAUGUUGUGA